AUGGCGACCAAGCAAUCAACCUCGAUGAAGCCGAUGAUGGAGAACAAUAGUGUCGCUGGUGGCCGACUAGGAUUUUUCCACAAGGGAACGGGAUUCUAUCGCGACGGCUUCUGCAGAACCGGCUCCGAAGAUUCAGGCAACCACUCCGUCGCAGCAACAGUUUCCAAAGGCUUUCUCGAUUUCUCAAACUCCAAAGGCAACAAUCUUGGAUCUCUUUCCGACGGACAAAAGUGGUGCCUAUGCGCAAGCAGAUGGCAGGAAGCGAUGAAGGCAGCUCAAGCAGGCAAGCUAGCCCACGAGGAUGUCCCAAAGGUUCACUUGCACGCUACACAUGAGAAGGCAUUGGACGUUGUGAGCUACAAAGAGUUGAAGCAGUACGCCGCGCAAGGAGAGGCGACAUCUCAGCAGGGAAGGCAGGAGGCGCAUCACAACCCGGAGUCGCAGGGAGGACUCGUGAAGGAGAGUAAGGAGAUUGGGAGUGCGCAGCCGAGUAUUGCGCCUGGUCAGGGGAGCCAUUGGAAUGGUGGAAGCAUGACCGAGUCGAGUGGAUCGAGAGGUUGA
Ramularia collo-cygni is the source of this 561-nucleotide messenger RNA. RefSeq lists its product as uncharacterized. The record is from RefSeq and is a predicted model, not a curated record. Lineage: Eukaryota; Fungi; Ascomycota; Dothideomycetes; Mycosphaerellales; Mycosphaerellaceae. The transcript has 2 exons. The coding region runs from base 1 to 561 and encodes 186 amino acids.